Spodoptera litura is the source of this 633-nucleotide messenger RNA. RefSeq names its product mitochondrial ribosomal protein L41 (gene mRpL41). Gene Ontology annotation, biological process: translation. The record is from RefSeq and is a predicted model, not a curated record. Gene Ontology annotation, cellular component: mitochondrial large ribosomal subunit. Gene Ontology annotation, molecular function: structural constituent of ribosome. NCBI's taxonomy places the organism in Eukaryota, Metazoa, Arthropoda, Insecta, Lepidoptera, Noctuidae.
UACUUUGACGUAAAUAUAACCUACAAUUUUUCCAAAAAUCUUAAUACAAUAGAUAAUUCCUGAAAUAAAAUGUCUAAAGUACCAAAUUUAAUAAAUUUUAUAGCAAAAAGGAGCAUCUCCUUGUCAGCUCCUAGGGAAGGCAAGAGAAAUUUCAGGAAAUUCGUGAUCCCUAACAAGAGGGGUUCACGAUUACAUCGUUUGCAACAGCAGACUGAAAACAGGCAGUUAGACAUUGAUAAGCGAGGAGUUCGCGACACAGGGUACUAUAUGGACGGCCGCUUUGUCACUGUACCUGAAAUGAUACCCGAACUUAUCGUGCCUGACUUGAAAGAUUUUGAUUUGAAGCCGUACGUGUCGUACAAAGCUGCCGAUGUUAUACAGAGCGAGUUCACACCCGAACAACUGUUUGACGCUGUGUACAGUAAGAAGAUAGUUACAGAUUUCAAACAAGGAAAGCUAGAUGAAGAUGGAUUCCCCCUAGAGCCGUCAGAGGAUGAGAAACUUCAGCCUGAUGAAGCCGUCCGCAGAGCUAAGAGAACUGGCUCAGAUAUAUUUUGAAAUAUUGUAGUACUUGUGUAGUCUAGCUUUAAAUAGAUAAGGUUAUUGAAUAAAUCCUAUUAAUGUGUUGUCUAA